GAAGUUCACUGAUUGAUGUUUAGACAUCCACUCUGUGCUGCCACAAGAAUUAGUUCAGACAUCCAACAAAUAAUUCAUCUAAUGAAAAUGCUGCCCCAGAUACAGGAUUUGUUUUAUGUUUGUAGCCUUAUUUUGGAGCAGAUUUUAUUAAAACAAUAUUCUAAGUCUUCCAUCAAAAUAAAUAUGGAAGCACAAAGAGAAUGAGUCUAUCUGGCAUAACACAUAAAUAAGCUAUGCAUACAUUUGAACUUGUUUUGAUACUUACAUGUAAUGACUGAAUGUAGGGUUAUAGAGAAUUUCAGACUCCUCCUCAGGGACGACACCUCCUGUCAGCCCUCCCCUCUGCUGGAAGAGUCGCUCUGGUUUUUUCCUUCUGCACCAGUUUCAUCUCAUUCUGAUGUCUUCAGCAGCUAGCACUGUGAAGCGGGUCUCUGUGAUCUUUAAAUGUGUAUGGUUAUAUUUGCUCCGAUUUUUGCCAUUUGUGCAUUUGCAACAUGUGGAGGAUACUUUGGUCAUCUCCAGGUUAAAGUGGACUGUGCUGACAGGAGACAGAGCAACCUCAGUAUCAACAUUGAUUUUGCCUAUCCUUUCAGAUUACAUCAGGUGCACUUUAAGGUCCCCUUGUGUGAGGAGAAGAGAGAAGAGGUCAUUUUCCUAGAUGGUGACUUCUCCUCAGCCGCUCAGUUUUUUGUGACUGUGGGUGUCUUUGCUUUUCUUUACUCCCUUCUGGCAACCAUCGUCUACAUCUUCUACCAGAACAAGUAUCUGAAGAACAACAGAGGCCCACUUGUGGAUUUUGUUGUUACUGUCAUCUUUUCCCUCAUGUGGCUGGUCAGCAGUUGCUUUUGGGCUAAAACUCUUUCUGAUAUCAAGACGGCUACAAACCCAACGCAGGUGCUUCUUCUCAUCUCCGCCUGUAGAGCUCAGGAAAACAGGUGUGCAGCUACAGAGGAGCCUCUCUGGUCUCGUCUUAAUACAUCUGCUGUGUUUGGUUUUGUUAAUGUUGUCCUCUGGUCUGGGAAUAUUUGGUUUGUCUUUAAAGAGACAGGUUGGUACAAGACUGGUCAGAGAUACCCAACGAGGAGUGCUUCUGGGAAACAUUCAAGUGAGAUGCGACAGCGACUCUACAGCGAGAGCAGCUUCGACCAGCCAGAGGAGAGUUUUGGUCCCUUCAGACAAGACAGUUUCAAUCAGUCAAAGGGGGAUUUCAGUAAGCAGAUCCAAAGACAAGCUAGCACCAACCAGUCACAAGUCAGCUUUAGCUUACCACAGACAUAUCUUGGCAAAACAGUUAUUUAUGAAAGGGAGAAUAACUUAGCUUCUCAAGGACCGAGGAUUUUUGUCAAUGAUAUGUGAGAAGAGUUUUAAAGUCAACAGCAGAGUGAGGUGAUGGGUCUUCAGUAGCUAAAAGUUUGUUGUGCCGCUACUGAUUUACCUGUGAGCAUUACAUUCUGAGAGCUGAAGGAAACAAGAUGAUGGACAUGUUACCUGUACAAAGUAAUUUAUAUCAGGCCAGAUAGCGACUUGCUUACAAACGUAGAUUUGCUCAAAGUGAAAGUUGAUGCAGUCAUUGAAGAAAUAUAGUGCGGAAAAUGUGAUUAUAAUGUUAUAAAAUGUAUUAAUACUCUCUAAAUGUUACAUUCUGGAAAUCAAAUAGAAUGUCUCUUCAAGGACCAUUCAUAAGAGACAACAUAAGAUACUGUAACUUUUUGACUGUCCUACUAGUUGCUUUAGCUGUGAAGGCUCAUUACAGCAUAAUGUUUCCAGAAAGCUAUUGUUUUCAUUUGUUUAUCUCAUCCUUAUUCUUCUUUACAUGCACUCAUUGUACAAAUAAUGUGGUUGUUUCAGCAUGAUGAUUGGGCUUGAUGCUUUUAACUUGACCUGUCAAACACACCAAACCUACAGUUUAUUAUUUGAAUUGUAAUACACAAUGUGUGAAGCAUGUGAAAAAGUGUAGAAUCAGAAAAAAUACAUCUAAACAGCGUGCUUAGCUUCUCUUGAAGGGUUUGAUUUAAAAGUUUAUCAGAUGUGUCAUUAUUGAAGCAUUUUCUGAUAUUCUAAUGUGGUACUUCUGUUUAUUUAGAUAUUGUAAAUUUAAUAUAAAGUUAUUGUUAAAAUUAUAUAACUAAUGUCUGAUUUAAACAAUUUUUUAUUAUUGUUAUUGUAUUUGAUUUUGUUUAAAUGUGUUGAGUUGUUAGAUGUGGUUGCUCCUUGGUAUCAAUGGGAAAAAAAAACUUGUGGGGAAAAAGGCAAGUAAGCCAAAAUUUCCUAAUUUGACUGUUAAAGAAAAAAAGUUGUUUCAUUUGUCAUUACUUCUUCAGUAUGUUCAUUCAAUGAUACUUUGAUUUUUGGUGACUGAUUGUGUCCACCAUAAGGUGAUCACUAACUUGGUUUGCUUGUUUGCUUUUUCGUAUUGAGAG
Molecule: messenger RNA, 2420 nt
Organism: Melanotaenia boesemani (Boeseman's rainbowfish)
Lineage: Eukaryota; Metazoa; Chordata; Actinopteri; Atheriniformes; Melanotaeniidae
Product: synaptoporin
Exons: 5
Coding region: 445-1356 (303 amino acids)
Cellular component (GO): synaptic vesicle; synaptic vesicle membrane
Source: RefSeq, a predicted model, not a curated record